CUCAAGUGAAAUCUCGCUCACAACCAACAUCAAGGACAUAGCUGACGAUACAAUAUUCGCCCAUCGCGAUUAAUUGCACCUCAGCAAUCUUUUGAUUGGCAUAGACAACUACAGUGCCUCAGCAGAUUCCAUAGAAUUGGCAGGGGAAGAGCAUCUCUUCGGACGAGUAAUACAAUGGCGCUUCUUGUGGACAAGCAUCGUCCCCGCUCUCUCGACACAUUGAGCUACCAUGACGACCUUUCCGAGCGCCUUCGGUCCUUGGCACAAAGCGGGGACUUUCCUCAUCUCUUGGUAUAUGGCCCGUCCGGCGCUGGGAAGAAGACGAGGAUAGUGGCUACUCUCAAAGAGCUCUUCGGCCCAGGAGUAGAGAAGAUCAAAAUUGAUUCUCGCGUUUUCCAAACCUCUUCAAACCGCAAACUCGAAUUUAACAUUGUAGCUUCGGUCUACCACCUCGAAAUUACCCCCAGCGAUGUUGGAAACUACGACCGAGUCGUUGUCCAAGAUCUGUUGAAAGAAGUAGCGCAAACACAACAAGUCGAUCAAAGUGCCAGGCAGAAAUUUAAGGUUGUGGUCAUCAACGAGGCUGACCACCUAACCAGAGAUGCACAGGCAGCACUGAGAAGGACAAUGGAGAAGUACAGUCCGAAUCUAAGGCUCAUCCUCCUGGCAGACAGCACAGCGAAUAUUAUCGCUCCAAUUCGGUCAAGAACCUUACUCGUACGAGUCGCGGCCCCAACUGAGGCCGAGAUCUGCGACGUGCUCGCCAAAACAGGAGCAAAGGAAGGCUGGCCGUUAGCAGAGGAAUUAAAUCUCAGAGUUGCACAAGAAAGUGGCAGGAACCUACGGAGAGCACUGCUCAUGUUUGAGGCUGUGCAUGCACAAAAUGAAAAAGUCACAGACCAGACCCCCAUCCCGCCUCCAGAUUGGGAAGCGCUAAUUUCUCUGAUUGCCGAUGAAAUCAUGGCCGAGCACUCACCCGCACGAAUCCUACAGGUUCGCGCGAAACUAUACGACUUACUCACACAUUGUAUCCCGCCUACGACAAUCCUCAAGACCCUUACCUUCAAAUUGAUCCCCAAAGUCGACGAUGAGUUGAAGGCAGAGGUAAUCAUGUGGAGUGCGUUCUAUGAACAUCGCGUUCGGAUUGGGUCAAAGGUUAUAUUCCACUUGGAAGCAUUUGUCACGAAGUUCAUGAAGAUACAUGAGACUUGGCUCAUGAGCAUCGACUUUUAGAUUGGGUGGUGGGAGAGCGCCCUGACGCAAGGGAUAAAAUUGUGUGACUAUUUUGGUUAGGGGUCGGGGAUUAGGGGUAGUGAUGAUAAUGACUCUCAGGCAUUGAGAAUGGAGUUAACCUACGGAUAGGGGCAUGAGAUUUCAACAUGAAAACUACCACGUC
Pseudogymnoascus destructans is the source of this 1396-nucleotide messenger RNA. RefSeq names its product Replication factor C (RF-C) subunit (gene RFC5). Gene Ontology annotation, biological process: DNA-templated DNA replication; DNA repair. Gene Ontology annotation, molecular function: DNA clamp loader activity; DNA binding; ATP hydrolysis activity. Gene Ontology annotation, cellular component: Ctf18 RFC-like complex; DNA replication factor C complex; nucleus. The record is from RefSeq and is a predicted model, not a curated record. NCBI's taxonomy places the organism in Eukaryota, Fungi, Ascomycota, Leotiomycetes, Thelebolales, Thelebolaceae. The transcript has 3 exons. The coding region runs from base 175 to 1233 and encodes 352 amino acids.